GAAUCACUUAGAAACACUUGAAAAAUCAAUACCUAAAUCUCACUUGUCCUGGCCAACAAACUAAGUUAUAGAGCUCCACUCGCAUCAUGCCAUCAUUAUUUCUUUCCAUUCUCUCUCUCUCUCUCUCUGUCUCUCUCUCAUAUACUGAACAAAGUUUCUCUCUCAUCCCAUGGCAUGCAUUACACCCACGAAAUUACAGCUAAAUUCAUCCAAUAUCCCACGCCAGCCCACUUUCCAUUUGGGCUCGAUCAGUAAUGGAAACUUUCAUUCUUCUUUUAUACCAAAAGUCCAAAAGAAAUUGCUGAAAUUUCCCUUAGCCGGUGGGAGGAACUCAGGAAACCGAGAGCAUUGGUUUGUGGAGAAUGAGAAGAAGAGAAGAGGUGGCGGUGGUGGUGUUAGGUGCACGGCUGAGGGGAUAGAUUCGGGGUUGUUUGUGGCGAGGAGAGACGGCGGAGUCAUGGCGGAGGAGAGGUUUAAGGUGGUGGCGCUAGUGGCGGCUGUCAUGUGUUUGUGUAAUGCAGACAGAGUUGUGAUGUCGGUUGCCGUAGUUCCUCUUGCUGCCAAACAUGGCUGGAGCAGUUCUUUCUUGGGCAUUGUCCAGUCAUCCUUUCUAUGGGGAUAUAUGUGUUCCUCAGUUAUUGGGGGAGCCCUGGUGGAUAAAUAUGGAGGAAAAAGAGUUAUUGCUUGGGGUGCAGCUUUGUGGUCUCUGGCUACUCUCCUCACUCCAUGGGCCGCAAAUCACUCCACUGCUUCCCUCUUGGCUGUUCGUGCUUUCUUUGGGCUCGCUGAAGGGGUUGCUCUACCCUCAAUGAAUAACCUUUUAUCAAGAUGGUUUCCGACCAAUGAACGAGCUACUGCUGUUGGAAUAUCCAUGGGAGGUUUCCAGCUGGGAAACGUUGUGGGAUUGGUCUUAACUCCCCUGGCAAUGUCAUCAAUCGGAAUCUCUGGCCCUUUCAUUCUGUUUACAUCUCUUGGAUUUCUCUGGCUAAUGACAUGGAUUAAUAGGGUCGCAAAUGAUCCACAAGAGAGCAAUUCUAUCAGUAAAGCAGAGUUGCGAUUAAUUCAAGCUGGGAAAUCUGACUCUCAUGUGAUCAAGAGCAAGCUUCCAUCCCUGGCACUCCUUUUCUCAAAACUGCCAACCUGGGCAAUAGUGUUUGCUAAUAUCACUAAUAAUUGGGGCUACUUUGUUCUUCUAUCAUGGAUGCCGGUUUAUUUUAAAACUGUGUUUGGUGUAAACUUGAAGCAAGCAGCUUGGUUUAGUGCAGUUCCCUGGGGAACAAUGGCAAUCUCGGGCUACGCUGCUGGGGCAGCAUCAGAUUACUUAAUCAAAACAGGUUAUUCAACAACAUCAGCCAGGAAAAUCAUGCAGUCAAUUGGUUUUAUUGGGCCCGGGAUUGCAUUGCUCUUCUUGAACUAUGCAAAGACUCCAUCCAUUGCUGCCGUAUUUAUAACCAUGGCCCUGAGUCUGAGCUCUUUCAGUCAAGCUGGCUUUUUACUGAAUAUGCAAGACAUUGCACCACAAUAUGCAGGAUUUCUUCAUGGGAUCUCAAAUUCAGCUGGAACGCUGGCAGCAAUAAUCAGUACGAUUGGAACAGGAUUCUUUGUACAGUGGCUAGGAUCCUUCCAAGCAUUCUUAACUCUAACUGCUUGUCUAUAUUUUGCCACAACUAUCUUUUGGAAUCUGUAUGCUACUGGAGAAAGAGUCUUUUAGAUGGUAGAACCAUAUCUCAUACAAUUGAGUAAGUGGAAAAGAGAAGACAGAGUCAGAUAAAUUAGCAAGAUUACAUUCUUGGACAACAAACGAAUCUUGUCCCAAUGCAUUUGCUCAGGUUUACACUAAAUACUAUAAAUAUGGUCCCAUUAUUCACA
This is a messenger RNA of Sesamum indicum (sesame), 1869 nucleotides long. RefSeq names its product putative anion transporter 3, chloroplastic. Gene Ontology annotation, molecular function: phosphate transmembrane transporter activity. NCBI's taxonomy places the organism in Eukaryota, Viridiplantae, Streptophyta, Magnoliopsida, Lamiales, Pedaliaceae. The record is from RefSeq and is a predicted model, not a curated record. Gene Ontology annotation, biological process: transmembrane transport. Gene Ontology annotation, cellular component: plastid.